AUGGGCAAGCUCACCUCCACGAUCGGCAUCCCGAUCAAGCUCCUCAACGAGGCGCAGGGCCAUGUUGUGACAAUUGAGAUCACAUCCGGAGUUGUCUACCGGGGGAAACUCCUGGAAGCUGAGGACAACAUGAACGUCCAGCUCAAGGACAUCACCGUCACCGCUCGCGAUGGCCGAGUCUCCCAUCUCGACCAGGUAUACAUUCGCGGCAGCCAUGUGCGAUUCUUUAUUGUGCCUGACAUGCUCCGUAAUGCUCCCAUGUUCCGUACACGAGGCCAGCGCGGGCGCGGUGUCGGUUUGGCGCGUGGUAAGGCUACAGUGCAGCGUGCGCGUGGCCAGCGCGGCCGGGGUUAGAUGUUAUGUGGAAGAGAUGAAAUCGCAGUUUCAAGGCCUCACAAAUUCAAGAGUGGUUGGCGUUUUUCUUUGUUUUCUUGGUUCUUAGGGGAUUUCUUUUUCGGGCUUUGAUCUUGCGAAGUCUUAAAAUAUCGGCUGGCAUUUGUUCUUGUAGAUGCUUUGUCAGAGCACCAUUGAAUUUAUGAAUCAAUACCCG
This is a messenger RNA of Penicillium verrucosum, 550 nucleotides long. Its product is annotated as putative small nuclear ribonucleoprotein SmD3. Gene Ontology annotation, cellular component: U1 snRNP; commitment complex; U4 snRNP. The record is from RefSeq and is a predicted model, not a curated record. The coding region runs from base 1 to 354 and encodes 117 amino acids. NCBI's taxonomy places the organism in Eukaryota, Fungi, Ascomycota, Eurotiomycetes, Eurotiales, Aspergillaceae. Gene Ontology annotation, biological process: RNA processing; spliceosomal snRNP assembly. The transcript has 4 exons. Gene Ontology annotation, molecular function: RNA binding.